Molecule: messenger RNA, 640 nt
Organism: Helicoverpa zea (corn earworm)
Lineage: Eukaryota; Metazoa; Arthropoda; Insecta; Lepidoptera; Noctuidae
Exons: 4
Coding region: 1-528 (175 amino acids)
Source: RefSeq, a predicted model, not a curated record
AUGAAUUGGUAUAUUUUCGGCUUCCUGCCUCGAGUGGAAUUUUACUGUAUCAGUUUAAAACAAUGCUGCAUUCUUAUAGCCAUAGUCUAUUUUUUUUACGGUCUUGAAGCAAUACUUAGCAAUGAACUUAAUGUGGUAUAUGGGAAAUGCAUCUUCACGGGCAUAUUAUUGGAUAUGAUGAUCUGUUUAGCAAGGAUCGUCUGUACGGUAAUGUGUAUUGCCGCUUUCGUUUUCCUAUUCGGGAUUAUUAAGAAAAACCGUGACGUUUAUUUAGCUAUCAUGCAUCUCACAAUGGUGGUGGUUUUACUGAAUUUGUGUGGAUUUUUCCUUUUGGUUGUUACAAGAGAUAAUAAUUGCAACAAGAAUUGUCCAAUGCGCUACUAUUUCGCGGCACUAUGUUUAUUUUGGACCGCAUUGCUUUUCUUUUUCCUGGUAGUGAUCAAUAGUCAGUAUAGAAGUGAAAUAAUGAAUCGAGUAACCGUUACACCACCUGCUAGCACUGACAACGAUGUCAUAGAAGAUAGAUAACGUCUGUAUGUACAGUAUGAGAUGCUUGGACAAAAUCAGUGUUUUCAUCAAACUACAAUAGUGUGAAUCAUUUAAGCUACUUUAUUUAAUAAUAAAAUUUAAAAUCGCUUUU